AUGAAAAAAGUUGCCGAAAAUAAUGAUGAUGGUUUGAGAGAAACUUCAAUAAAUCCCCCAGAUCCUGAAAGGGGGAUGAACAAGCGCAGUGGGGUCGUUCGAUUUUUGAAUAACAAUUCGGCAAAAGAAGCCGAUCAAUCGAACGGAUCCAUUAAUAUAAUUGUAAUGAACGCUUCUGGUAUUGCAAAAGCAAACAUCAUUCAUAAAAAUCUUUCUGGUAUCGAUCGAUCAAUAUUUAAAAGAUCUUUGGUUGCGGAAGAAUAUGAAUUUCCAACAAACAUUCAAAUGAAAAUUGAUAAAUUAUAUCAUGGCUUAGCUUGUGCGAAUUUUUUAAAUUCUAUAGUUGAACAAAAUUUUUUAUUUAUUGAAGAUUAUAAAUAUCAAUUACUCGGGAUGUAUGAUCUACAAUCUAUGGAUUUAGAAUUGAAAUUUGAAAUAUCUCUUUUAAAAAAAGCGAAAAAUUCUAUUUUUUCCAUUUCAAAACAUGGCCAUUUGUUAGCAUACUAUAAUGGUAAUAGGUGUAUUACGAUCUAUUUAAUGGAAAAUGGACUUAAGGUUGCGAGGAAAGAAUUUGAUGAUGCAAACAACAUCCUUUUUAUUUCAUUUAUUGAAAAUGAUGAAAGAUUAUUCUUUAAUCAUCAUUCAAUCGUUUGUUCAAGUGGAAUAAUACUUGCAUCUAUAAAUGGAGUUGUAACCUCUGUGGUUCCUCCAAUUACCAUUAAUCAAGAUCAAAUAAAUACAUUGAAACAUGACUUUAAAACUACAGUUCAUAUUUGGAAGAAAAAGAAAUAUAAGUCUAAUACUAAACAAGUUUUAGAAUAUAUUUGGGUAAAUCCGAGUGACCAAAUGAUUAAAGUUGAUUCUUUAAAGAUUCGAAAUUGCGAAUUUUCUUUAGAUUUGUCAUGGCCUUCAGAGAUUUCCGCUAAUCCAGUCGUAGAAAAUAUUCAUUGGCCAAAUGAAGCUCAUAUCCUCAAAGACGCGUGCGUUGCUAUGGAGUAUCUACACAAACGAAGUGACAAAAUUAUAGGGCCGAUAAAUCUAUACAAAGAUUUGGUUGCAGGCACCGAAAAUCUCAUUAAAAAAUGUAUCAAAGAUAAUUCGAAUUUAUGGAGUUUGUCUGAAGUUCGAUAUGACAUUAUGGCCAAUAUCAUCCGAUCAAGGAAUUUGUCAUUGUUGCAUCAGAUAUUAUUCGUUUAUAAAGAUAAAACGAGAAUUAGUCGUUAUUUGCAUGUUCCAAGUCAAUACAAAUGGCCUAUGGAAAAGAAUAUAAGUGAUUUGAAGCUUGCUAUUGAACAAUCUUCAGGUGAAAAUCGUAUGGAUAAAACUAUCGUAGUAAUGUUACUCGAAUACUAUUCAAAUAAUGCGGAAAAAGAUACCGGUUGGAUGUUUACAUUGACAAAGGCUCUCCCUUUACUUAACAAUCGUAAUUUUGGAUAUAAAUCGGAAAUUUGUUCAUUAAAUGUGAGACCACGACUCUUAUUGAAGCAAAAAGAGUCUACAUUGUGGGAUACAUUUAAGUCGAAGAAUCUUAAAAGAAGAUCAAAGUUAACAGAGGAAGAGGUUACGCAUGUAACGGCAGUACGCUAG
Molecule: messenger RNA, 1587 nt
Organism: Funneliformis mosseae
Lineage: Eukaryota; Fungi; Glomeromycota; Glomeromycetes; Glomerales; Glomeraceae
Source: the annotation of a GenBank genome assembly